AUUACACUUAUUAAAUUUCGUAGGUAUAAUUACAGUUAUCUCGUCUGUUUUCAUUUCGUCUUCAAUAUUAUAUGUAUGACAGGCACAGCUACAUUUUUCCACAGCCAUAUAGAUUGUUGCAAUCGGACAGUGACAUUUUCCAUCUCUUGUUUACAAUUUUACAAUGCACAAAUUGUUUGUCAGUUAAACCUUAUUUAUUACAUUAUUAUUUAUCACUGAUUAAUUGUUUCAUGACGAAAUUAAUAAGUCCGUAAAGUUCAAUACGACAACAUCAAGCAAGAUAAUCCUCAUGGCCUAUCAGAAUCCAACAUUUAUCAUAAAAAAUAUUGAUCCUCAAUAUACAUCACUGGAAAAUAGGGAUUACGACUUCGUUAACAACUGGAUAGAUGUAUCCGUCGAAAACGAAGUUUGGCGGGGUAAAAAGCUCCGGGAGGGGAAGCCAAUACCGAUUAAAAUAAAAGAUGAUUACGAUGUUAUUAAUAUUGAUUACCUUGAUCCAGUCUGCAAUGCAAAACGACAACGUAGAAGGCCGACCUCAGCUUCAAGUGCUUAUACGCAGCAUGAAGCAAUGGCAAGAACAAACACAGGUCGGAAGAAGACUAAGCACCAUAAUAAAAGAUGUUCCAUGAGGAUAGCUGAACUGGCUGUUCCUACAAAACGCCAGUGCAUCGACACUUGGAGGAAUAAAUCAUCUUUGCUACCAGAAUUCAUGGUGGACAGAUUAAAGCAGCACGUUAUGGAUCAGAGGCCAGUCGUGCAAAUACCAGAAGCGAUAUACUGUUUCCAAAAACGACAAAGACCGCAUUCAGCAAAAAAUACUUCAUACAAGUCUUCGACGUCAACGAAAAACAAUGCUACUCGCAACAUCUUGAAACCUCUGCGUCAAUUGGACAUGAAAUCAUUAUGCAUAAUAUUUGGAAAUAAAAUUGAAAAAAUGUUGUUAACACCGAUGAAUCUAACUUUGAACACCAAUAUGAAAAACUUAUCCAAAGUCGUAGCAUGUGACAUUGCUCAGAUUAUGAAGACUUCAAAAUUGAAUAUAGAACAAGAUCUCUCUAGAUCUAUGCAGCUAGAGGUGGCUAACAAAGUAACAGUCUGGAUAGCAGGCAUUCUAGAGGAUUUGACAUUCAAGCUCUUGGAGGAAGAUUUGAAAGAUUUGGAGGAGGAAGAGGGACCGGUAUUGGACCUCCUCGAUGGUUUGGUAGAUAACGUUUUGAACAUCUGCGAACCUCCACCAGUAUACAUUGAUGAAACCUCCUCCUCGUCUUCCCCGAAGAACGAAGUACUAGAAGAAGAAUCCUUAAAAUCACCUGAUAGUAAUAUUGAUGUAAAUGUAAAAAACAACUCGCCGUUCGAUGACAUAACCUUUUCAGUAGAGCAAAUUCAAGACAAAGCGCAAGAUUUGAUUGGAGAUUUAGAAGAUUACAAAGAAAUUACAGAUGAGGAAUUUAUUAAAAAUACAGUUUAUAAUAUUAUAAAGAGUAUUGAUAAACAAUCUGAUGAGGUGGACAGUGAGAAAUCUGAUUUAACUGAAAAUUUGGCGGAUCAAACUAACAAAGAAUUUAGUGAUGAAAAUUUAGACCCAGAAUUUGAAAAUGAGGGUGAUAAAGAAUUUGAUAAUGAAGAGAUAGUAGGCGAUAUCAAUGAAGGAUCUGGAGAAGCUAUUGAAGAUGAAGAAAUAUCUCUAGCGCAGGACGAAAAUGAUAACGGUGAUUAUGACGAAUCUAACGAUACAAAAAGUGAUAGUUUCGACAAUAUAAAAGAAAAUGAUAUAUUAGAAGAAGAAGAUAUUGCAGAUAAAAAUGAUUCAAACGUGAGUGACGUAUUUGACCUUUUAACCGAAGAUGGUGAUGCCAAGAAAAGCAAAUCUGUAAACUUACCUAUAACAGAUUUCGUAAACUCAGACGUCGAAAACAUUAGAACCAGUAUCGCGGAUAAUUUCGUUCAACAAGAGAAAACUGGAUCAGAUUCCCGGGGGAACACUACUAAUGAAAAAAAUAGGCCUAACAUCAUUUUUGCAGAACCUAAUGAAUAUUUACUAAGUGACGCAGACGAAACAUGGCCAUUAGAAAUAAAUUCAGAUAGAACUUAUCUCAAACUCAGUGAGAGUGUCAGUAAAUCAGUCACAUCACUUGGCAAUAUCUUUGAAAGUGAGGAUGAAGACAAAACAGGAGACAAAAGUAGUCCGAAAGAAGAAACAAGGCAACAGCUGCACCAAAAAAUUAUGGACAAUAUUUCAUCAGAACAAAGACACUCAGUAGAAGUUGUGGUAAAUACCAGUAAAUAUGAUAUUGGAAAUCAGAUAAAUGGUGUUCUUAAAACCGCAACAAAAGAAACUACUACGAAUCAAACCAUAGCUACUGAUACUAACCUGGAUGAAGAACCACAAGACAAGAAAUCUCUCGACACAAAACCUGUCGAUGCCAAACCUAUCGAAAAGAAAACUAUCGAUAAAACUGUCGAAAAGAAACCUGUCGACACGGAACCUUUCGAUAAAUUUGAAGUAACCGUCCCUCAACCACAUAAAACUGCCAUGCUACAUACAAAACAAAAAACAUUUACGGAGAGACCUAAAUACAAUGAAAUUAAAAUAGAUAACACAGGCCAUUAUAAAUCUGGAAGUGCAUCAAGUUUAUCCACUAAACCAGAAGAGGAAACAAUAAGAAGUCACAAAACCCAAUCACAUAUAGAUUAUAGUUGGAAGGUCCAUCCGAAGACAGCGCCAUCUUGGGUGAGGUCGUGGGGACAAGGUCAGGGAGAGCCGAGUGAAGAUUCGAUUCCGAUUCAAAUUAGACCAACGAGGGUCAAAGAAAGCGAAAUGCGUAAAUGGUGCAAAGAUUUAGAAAAAGCAUACAUAAAUCUAGCAAUGUGGAGUGAGUGGAUAGAUACCACGUGCAAAGAAACUAUUUCGUUAUUGAAACGAAAAGAAACUGCGUGUUCAAGUUUGGGUAAGAGAAAUACAUCUGAUUGGAUUAGGUUCAAGAAAAAUAUUAAUAAAGAUGCGAUUUUGUGGACCAAGUUGUACCAACGCACAGAAGAUAAUUUCAAAAGUUUAAAAAGGAAAUAUAACAAUGUUGAGAUUGUCUCAGCGGAAUACUGUGCUAUGUGUACUUGUAAUAAAACUAGGAAAAAUUUGAAUAUUGAAUACCUGUGAUGUGUAUCAAGUAUUAAAAAUGUUAAGAAAAGAAAAUCCAUAUUGGAACGAAUGUUAACAAUAAAACGAAUAUGUCCAAUAGACAGACCCAUUUUGAAGAUUUAAUUGUGUUAUCUGAAAUUAGAAAAUUAUUUUGUUAAACUUUGGGAUGGUGAAAACGAAAUAAUAAAUUUAAGGGAUAGCAACAUGACAAAAUUCUUUCAAGAUGGGGUCAAGCCUACAAUAGCAGAUUGAUCCAUGACAAUGAUGGUGUUGCAAGCAGAGUCCAGCUGCUUGGCAAAUGUCUGACCUCUCUUGGCCACAUGUGCACAUACAACAAGUCCACUCUCACACCCAACAAUUAAUAGUUUGUUAUUGGUGCCAACCUGCAAUGUGACAGUUUUGUCUAUAAAUAAACCUUUUAGUAUACAG
Molecule: messenger RNA, 3565 nt
Organism: Trichoplusia ni (cabbage looper)
Lineage: Eukaryota; Metazoa; Arthropoda; Insecta; Lepidoptera; Noctuidae
Product: papilin-like
Exons: 18
Coding region: 290-3154 (954 amino acids)
Source: RefSeq, a predicted model, not a curated record